This is a messenger RNA of Pelodiscus sinensis (Chinese soft-shelled turtle), 3134 nucleotides long. RefSeq lists its product as uncharacterized. The record is from RefSeq and is a predicted model, not a curated record. NCBI's taxonomy places the organism in Eukaryota, Metazoa, Chordata, Testudines, Trionychidae. Gene Ontology annotation, cellular component: precatalytic spliceosome. Gene Ontology annotation, molecular function: zinc ion binding; single-stranded RNA binding; double-stranded RNA binding.
UGGGGCUCUGCAUAAAUUUCGACACAUGUAAAAGGCUCUGGAGCCCAAAAAGUUUGAGAACCGCUGUUAUACAUCGUUCAAAAACGGCCACCUUAAAAUCAUUCAAAAACCAAAGAUUGUGCGCCAAAAACAUCUUACCUAUCUAAAAUUCAGAACCAAGGACGAACUGUCACCUAAUAAAAGCCCAGUGAAUGGCAACAGAAAGGGUCUUUGGCUUUGCUGCCUGAGCACGUUGAAUUCACAUUUUGAAAGUUUCCUCUGCAGCCCCCUGCUCCGGGCUAGACAAGUCGCGGUUGGCAGAAGGAAAGCACCUGACGUGGUCCCAUCGGCAGCAGGACCCGUACGCCACAGGCCAGGAACGCAGGGCACGUUUUAAAUCCCAGGCCCGUGGCGCUGCCUGGCUUCCCUGCAUCCCUGCGCAGCGCCGCAGGGGCGGGGAGAGGUGCCCGCUGCUGCCCGGGCCGCCUGAGUCACUGGAGCCCCGCCCAGCAAAGCAGCGCGAGGAGAGGAUCCGGCUCCUUCCCCCGGCAGGGCGAUUCCGGCCCGGAGUUUCCAUCCCGCACGGCCAGAUCCGGCCCCUAUCGCGCAGCACGCAGGGGCCAGGCGCAUGCGCCCUGGAUGGAGUUCUCGCGACGGCGGCCCGAAGAGCCGUCACAGGGGCGCGGGGUGAGCCAGCAUUUCUAGUACUUUUCAUCUCUUUUAAACUUUAAACAUGGACACCGAACCCGAGGUAAAGAAAGAGAAGAAGCAGCAUCAGCAUCCUUUCUACUGCAAUAUUUGCAAAAUCUCGUGUGCUUCUGCAUUAAACUUGCAGACUCAUUUCCUUGGAUACAAACACAAGACGGUUGAAGAAGCUCUAAAGUCCCAUGGCAUUGUUAAAACUGUGAGUGGGGUAGAGGAUCAAGCAAAAGCACCUAAAAAACUUCCUGAUUAUGUUCAGACUGAAGCAGAGAAAUGUCAUGGACAAACCUUGGAAGAGCAGCUUAAUACAUGUAAAGAAACAGAACCUGCACUUGGACUUGAUUAUAUAAUUGAAUACCGGUCAAAAGAUAAUCUCAUUCUUCUCUAUGAGUGUCAGCUAUGUCACUGUCAAACAGGAAUGUGUAACAUGUUCAUGCAUGUUUAUGGCUCUAAACAUAGACUGGCAUAUCUGAAACAACAUUAUCCUGAGAUAGUAGAAUCUGAUGAAAUUAGAGGUCGAGGUUCAGAACUGAACAGGAGGCUUAAAGAAGUUGCAGCAGUUAUUGAAAAGAAAGAGGGAAGAAAACAAAUAAAGAUUGCAACAGAUCCUCCUGUUUUGAAGAGAAAAUGGCAAGAAUAUACCUACAAUUCAAAAGGUAAAGUUCAGGUUUUGGAUCCUUCAACUAGCAAAGAAGAAAAGGCAGAAGGUGAUGCUGAUAAGCCUAAACAGAUCCAAGAAUCUGCUCAAAGUCUACCUUCUGAAGCUAGAAAGGAUACUCAAGAUGAACAGGAAAAAAAACAAAAAGAAGAACUAAAACCAGCUGAAAAGCUAGAUACUGAUGAAAGCAGCAAAGGCAAUAAAGCUAAUGAAAACAGCAAAGCCGACAAGACUGAAAGGUGUGAUGACAGCAAAGAAUCAAAAGGUGAAGACCCGACAGACCAGGUUGAAGAGAAAACUGAUGAUGAAGAUUCUGAAGAAUUCACUAGCAAUGAAGAGCUGCUAGGAUAUUUAAAAAGCUUUGAGAUAUUGAGUGAAGAUGAUGCAUCAUUUAUCCUAAAGGUUACACAGAGUCUUACGAAUGCAUUGGUGAAAUAUCGACAACAGGUUACACCAACAAAAGACUCUCUAAAUUCUGAAUCAAAACAAGAAAAAACAAAUGAACGUUCUACAAAACGAUCUGAUGUGACUUCGAUGGAUAUUACUGACUCUAACACUGGAUUUUCAUCUAAUUAUGUGUCAAGCAGGAAGCAUCCUGCACAACAGCCAUAUGACAAAAGAGCAGCAAAAUCUAAUGUUACUGGAACAUUCAUGAAAAGGGAUUCACAGUCAGUGAACAUUUCAAAAAACCAUGCUACAAGGAAACAUGGGUCUUCUGCUACUGAAGAGCCAUAUCCCUCCUAUUCUCAAAACACAACGUCUAAUGAAAGAUUUUCAUCUGCUGCUGAAAGAUACGCACGCCAAAACUCUCUAACUGGCUCUUUGAGAACAUCAUGUGAAAAUGAUGUCACUACUGAAUUUUUCAAUAGUGUAAGAAAUAUGGAUGUUACUGAGGUUAGAGCAACUCUACAAAAAAUAGCAGCCACAAAUACGGCCUUCAGAGGCAUGGACAUUCCAAAUGUGAUAAGGAUCUUAACUGAAAGUGGGACUAUUAGAGCACGAAACAACUACAAUGUGCAGUGAUACGGGGAAGUAAUAUUGUAAUGUGUAAACUGAAGAUUUGUCACUUACAUGCAAUUAAUUUCAGUGUGUUUAAACUCUCUACAAUAUUACUUGUAACUCCAGAGUAAUAGUUUGCUUUUGCAGUUUUGUAUGUGAUAUUUAUUUCUUCCAAUAGCUGGAAUGUCUGUAUUUUUGAAAAGAGACUGUAAUGUUGAUGCCAUGUUUUUUUUUGUUUUUUUUUUAAAGAUUAUCACUUUUGAAAACUAUCCCUAAAAAUGGUUUGCUAGAUCUUGGUCAGAGAGCUUUUGGGUUUUACAUACAGGAGAGCUAAUAUUUUUUCUUAAUUCUUCAUACACAUAUCUAGAGAAAUUGCAUUGGUGGAGUAGAAUAUACAGCCUUGACCCUUCUAGGUCAAUUAUAAUUCUAAUUUGAUUCAAGAGCAUCUGUAUCAGUGUUUCUCAAAGUGGGCCAUGGGUCUGCUUUAGGAAAGCUGCUAACAGGCUGCUCCGCUUUGUUUAUCUAAAGGCUCUGCAGCCACAGAACCUCAUGGCUUCCAUUGGCUCCAGUUCACCAUUUUUAUCCAAGAGGAGCUGUGGGAAGCACCUUUCAUUAACAAUUAAGUAAAAAACCCAAAACUAGUUUAAAUACCUAAAAUGUUAGUGUUUUUGUUGACGUUAAGGCUCCAUAUUAUUAAACCCCACACAUCAUGUAGGCUUCUGAAAAGUUUUCACCACAGUAUCUUUUUAGUAGUUGUAAGACAUUUUUAUUUAUAAUAAAAAUUUUAAGUAGCUGA